Alexandromys fortis (reed vole) is the source of this 3312-nucleotide messenger RNA. RefSeq names its product MCTS1 re-initiation and release factor (gene Mcts1). The record is from RefSeq and is a predicted model, not a curated record. The transcript has 6 exons. NCBI's taxonomy places the organism in Eukaryota, Metazoa, Chordata, Mammalia, Rodentia, Cricetidae. The coding region runs from base 304 to 849 and encodes 181 amino acids. Gene Ontology annotation, biological process: formation of translation preinitiation complex. Gene Ontology annotation, molecular function: RNA binding.
UCUUCUCUUUCAGCAACCAGAAAGAAUUGCUUGAUCACUUCUAAAGUCCCGCCCUUUCGGCUAUCCCCAAUGGGGAGUAAGCUGUUACUCAAAAGGAGGCAACAAAAGCGUCAACGUGGAGUUGAGAGGAGCGGAAGUAGUCAGAUUUCGCUGAGGGCCGUAAAGCGGGUAGUAUUUUCGCCUUCCGGAUAACGACAGCAGCUCCUACUGUCAGUGCCGGCCUUCCUCGUGCCGGACCCUUCCUAAUUCAAUUUCCUUCCCAUUCCGGGCCCUUCCCUAUCGUCGCCCCCUUCACCUUGGAUCAUGUUCAAGAAAUUUGAUGAAAAAGAAAAUGUGUCCAACUGCAUCCAGUUGAAAACCUCGGUUAUUAAGGGCAUUAAAAAUCAAUUGAUAGAGCAAUUUCCAGGUAUUGAACCAUGGCUUAAUCAAAUCAUGCCUAAGAAAGAUCCUGUGAAAAUUGUCCGAUGCCAUGAACACAUAGAAAUCCUUACAGUAAAUGGGGAAUUACUGUUUUUUAGACAAAGAGAAGGGCCUUUUUAUCCAACCCUAAGAUUACUUCAUAAAUAUCCUUUUAUCUUGCCACAUCAGCAGGUUGAUAAAGGAGCCAUCAAAUUUGUCCUCAGUGGAGCAAAUAUCAUGUGUCCCGGCUUAACUUCUCCUGGAGCUAAGCUUUACCCUGCUGCCGUAGAUACUAUUGUUGCAAUCAUGGCAGAAGGAAAGCAACAUGCUUUAUGUGUUGGUGUCAUGAAGAUGUCUGCAGAUGAUAUUGAGAAAGUCAACAAAGGAAUUGGCAUUGAAAAUAUCCAUUAUUUAAAUGAUGGGCUGUGGCAUAUGAAGACAUAUAAAUGAGCCUCAAAAGGAAUGUGCUUGGGCUAAACAUGGCUAUUAUGCUGUAUCUGUGUUUGUGUCUGUGUGUAGCAGCAUGAAGACAAUGCCUCUAUGGUUAUGCUGAAUAAAUUCUGUGGAUGCUAAAAUUCUGUUAGCUUCAGAAAUUAUUUUAACUUAAAUACAAAUUACAAUUGGGUAGCAAACUUGAACAUUAAAGAGUAUCUGGUAAGUAACUUAGCAGAGAACUCACUGUCCUAUUUAGGUUAAUGAUAGAAGAUGAUUUGGUAAAUGUGUUUGCCAGUUUAUGGUAGAUUUUUAGAUAGUUUGUCUAGUUAUGGAGCUAGAAGCUAGAUUUGGAAUUUUAUUCCAUUAUUCUGAAGCACCCAGUAGUGUUCUUAUGUGUGUCUCUCUGUGUAUGUGUUGUUGUUGUUGUUUUAAAUUUCAUUAUGGACUAUUCCAAACAUACUCUAAAAUAUGGGUAAUAGUAUAAUAGUCUUUCCUUCCUUCAUCACCCUGAUUCACUUUAUGGCUAAUCUUCCUUUACCUAUGCUUCAGUUUUCUUCCCUAUUUCCUAGUUACUGUGAAGCAAAUCUUAGCCUAUUAUUUCACCUGUAACUAUCUUAAUAUGUAUCUUUAAAAAAUAUAAUCACAACACCCUGAAAAUGUUUAAAAAGUUAUUUUCUAAUAUGAUCAACUAUCUAAACUUGUCAGAUUCCCUCAAUUGUCUCUUUUCAAGUUUUAUAAACUGUUAGUUUCCUUGAGUUAGGGACCUGAUUCUUAUAUUGUAUAUGGUUGAUAUUUGUUUUUAUAUUAAAUUCGUUUUAUCUUUUUAAAUCAUUUAAGAAAUGUAGCUUUGUCUUAGGAAGUUUCCAUUUUCUUUAUCUUUUUUCACUGUAUCACUGCCCUUUGUACACAGGAAAAUACAGUAUACAGUUCUGUAAAAAUCAGGUGUCACCAGAUUAAGGUUCAUUUAUAAUGCCUUCUCUUGAGUCAGAUUAUGAUAUUUAAACUUUCAGUUUUGUGUUCCACUAUAUUGCCUUCAAAAUGUCUAUCUCCUAUCCUGAGGGCUAUGAGCCACUAUUAGAAAGAAGAGUAAUUUGUUUUGGAAGUUAAAGAAUACUUGCAAGUUUUAGUGAUAAAGACCUUUCUUCCCAGUGACCUUGUUAUGCUAGUGUCUCAGCCAUCUCUCUUUUGGUUAUUUACCAAUAUUGACUGUGAUUUUACUUUUCAGAUGGAUACAGACAUUUACAAGAUUGUGGUGACCCGUGUUACAGUUAGAAGUUGGUGACAAUGGUGAGGGUGGAUAGUAAAGAGAGAGAGAGAUCAUUCAGCUGGCUGUUUGUUCUAGCUCGGCCUUUCAGGAUAUAACAUAGGUGAAUACAGUUAUAAGAUCUGAUCUUCAGAUUGGCAAACCAUUCACCAUUGAUGGACCAUGUAAGACUUGGAGAUUUCCCAGUUAGAAUAUAAAUAUAUUAAUUUGUGUAAUGGGCCUUUAUAGGGCAAACAAAGGUUAGUACCUUGGGAUAAUAAUAUUUUAUCUGGGCCAGGUGGUGGUGGUGCAUACUUUUAAUCCCAGCACUUGGGAGGCAGAAGCAGACAGAUCUCUGAAUUUGAGGCCAGCCUGGUCUACAGAGAGUGAGUUCCAGGACAGGCUCCAAAGCUAAAGAGAAACCCUGUCUCAAAAAAAUAAAAACAACAACAACAACAAAAUUUCAUCUGGACUGGGUUAAGGCUUAGAGAAUUUGUCCUGCUUCUUCCUGAAUCAGAAUGUUUAUGCCCUGAUAUUUUACUUCCUAUAUCCUUUUCAAGUUUUUUAUCUAUUAAUUUCUUCUUGUGACAGCUGUAUCUUAUAACUUACCAUGUUACUUAAUUUUGAUAGUUAUUAAUGGUAGAUAAAAAAGCCUUGUUGGGUGUGGUGGGGCAUACCCUUUAUUCCAGCACUCAGGCAGGAGAGUCUCUGAGUAUAGACAGCCAGGUGUACAUAGUAAGAUCUUGUCUCAGAACAUUUAUGCUGACUUACUGAUUUCAAAUUUAUGUCUCUCAUUCUGAGGCAGAAGCACCCAUUUUGAUGCCUAUAGCUCCUUAUAGUCCUAAAAAUAAUACAUGUGCCACUUGUGCCAAGCCAAGCUUUGAGUUUUUAUUUUUACUGCUGAAAUGUUAGUUGACUAAGGUUGUCUGUGUGGUGUAAACAAUCAAGAGCACAACAUACACAAACAUAGAUUGUAGAAGUUAAAACUUUGUUUUGCCUGGUUUCUAGAAUAAUUUAUGCUUGUACAUAGCCACUGUCACAGUGGGUGUAGAGAAUACUUCGUCUACUAUGCUAAGGUACAUUGACUUUUGCCUUGGUGAACUAAGUAUGUUGCCUGCCUUUAAACUCAUCUCAUCAGUUUUUUUUUUCAGUUGGAUAAGGAAGUAUAAAUAUUACAUUUAUUGUAAUAUUGUACAUUUAUUGUAAUGCAGUACUGUAUUAUAAUAUUACAAAAU